CUUACAGUUAUAUGCGAAAACUCCCUGUUUUAGCGAAUUUUAGCCGCAUCAUGCACUUUUGGUGCGCACCCCACCAAAAAUUAAUGAUAAUUGACAAAACUCACCCAACAAUCGCACUACCACCUCCAGCACCAUCCCAAUUAGGCAAUUUCGACUUUAUUCGCAAGCUCCUACCAUGGCACGUUCAAAGAGCAAAAAAAUCGAGAAACCACUGCCUUUAGUAGGCAAAAAACGACAGAGAAAACCUACGGCUAAGGCCUCCUCCGCUCUACCUUCUCCUGAUACUGGUGCUAGCGGAGCUAAUCCCCAAAGGGAGCGUACUAUCGAAAUAUCGUCGUCGUCGUCCAGCGAGUCUCCAGAGCCCGAAGCUAAGACCCACGUGGUUACCGUGAACUGGCAGGUUUACCUGAACCAUAAGCUAGUUCAUUCGGAGUCUUUUCAGGAGGAUUUUUUAUUGAUUCUACAUAAUGGAUACCGAUUUUGGCAGGGCUGGGUUCAGAUGAGGGUCAACGAAGCGGCGAAGACGGAUAAGGAGAUUAAAGCUAGGAGAAAAUGGAAGGAAAUAUAUGGAGCUUUGAGUAAUCGAUAGAUCUUCCAUAUCCAAGAUAGGGAGAGCUUUGAGAGGUUCGAAAAAAUAAUGGUUUCUAGGGGCUCAAAAGGCGUUAAUUGCGUUAUUAAAGCUCGAUUCGUCACCAAAGGAGACCCCGAAUCGUUACCGGAACCAGAGAAAGCGUCAGGAAAGAGAAGAAAAACACCAGAUCCUCCCAAGCUAGUCUAUUCAGAUAACGACAGUGACGCUAAAAAGAGCAUUCCCCCCAUUAAGAAGGCUAGGAAAACAGCUACUACUAUUGCUAUUGCGUCUUUAGUCGAGGAUAGGAAGACACAAUCGAGAUAUCAGGAGAGAUUGAGC
Molecule: messenger RNA, 910 nt
Organism: Hyaloscypha bicolor E
Lineage: Eukaryota; Fungi; Ascomycota; Leotiomycetes; Helotiales; Hyaloscyphaceae
Exons: 2
Coding region: 176-589 (137 amino acids)
Source: RefSeq, a predicted model, not a curated record